AUGACCAGCUAUAGUCCACGUCUGCGUCGUGCCUCUGGUCGGAAGUUGCCUUCUGAUGGCCGGCGACUGUACCGCGGGAAGAUGCUCGAGGCUCGACGCCGGCAUUAUUUGAGUCACAGGGCCCGCAGAUUCACAGUAGACAGACGGGGCCGGAUUAAGGAUUACCAGGCGGGCGAGAAUGAUGUUGACCAGGAGCAUUGCGACAACACCGAAAAUCCCAAAGACGAGUCUGUCCCGGAUGGUUGGGAUCCUGAUGACUAUCGCACGAUGCUCAAUGCUAUGAAGCAACGAGAUCGAUAUCUUGAGCUUGCUGAAAAGGCUCGCAAGGACAUGGAAAGCCAUCGCGCAGGCUAUCGCGGGAACCGUGGGCGGCAUUUCGAGGGCCAGGAUCCAGGACUCUCAGGAUGGAAUCCGCAAUGGACGAGGGAGGAGUUCGACAUCCACCAUUUGGAAGAAGCUAUGCGUCUCUCGGGGAUAUUGCGUCAGCUAGAGGAACGCCUGAUAGUGCGCAUGAGACUUUGUGCCUGGGUAGGAGCCGAGCCACUAGCUUCGCAAGCAAACCACUUUACCCACAAGGACACAGGUUAUGCCGAGAGUUUGGAGCAAGAGAUGAGAGACAGCGCCCCUAGGGAAGCUAUUAAGACAUGGAAGGAUGGUCUAGGAAAGGCCGCCAAAAAGUCGACAGAGGCUUCGGAAGGACGGCUGAACCUCUAUUCCCCGGACCAUGUCGUUGAGUACCCAGAUACCAUUGCUUCUAAGACUGGUCCUGAUAUAGAUCCUGGGGACAGCUUAAACCUUCAAGGAAGAGUCAUGGCUCCUGGGCAGACGGAUAACCUCCAGGUCGAACGUCCUCAUUAUGAGCCUCACAAGGAGCUCGCAAAAGCUGUGAGAUGGCAGCCGACUAAUGAUGUCCGGAGGAGACUCAAUGGCAGAUACCCGGCCAAGGACGACGAUCCGAUUGAAGGCGAGGACCCGAUGGAAAUCGAAGAUCCGGCCGAAGGCGAAGAUCCGAAAGUUUUAAGAAGCCAUAUGUAUUGA
Messenger RNA from Saxophila tyrrhenica, 1038 nucleotides. RefSeq lists its product as uncharacterized. The coding region runs from base 1 to 1038 and encodes 345 amino acids. The transcript is spliced from 2 exons. NCBI's taxonomy places the organism in Eukaryota, Fungi, Ascomycota, Dothideomycetes, Mycosphaerellales, Extremaceae. The record is from RefSeq and is a predicted model, not a curated record.